Arvicola amphibius (Eurasian water vole) is the source of this 156-nucleotide messenger RNA. RefSeq names its product 60S ribosomal protein L39-like. The record is from RefSeq and is a predicted model, not a curated record. Bases 1 to 156 code for a protein of 51 amino acids. Gene Ontology annotation, molecular function: structural constituent of ribosome. Gene Ontology annotation, cellular component: ribosome; cytosolic large ribosomal subunit. Gene Ontology annotation, biological process: translation. Lineage: Eukaryota; Metazoa; Chordata; Mammalia; Rodentia; Cricetidae. The transcript has a single exon.
AUGGCUUCUCACAAGACAUUCAGGAUCAAGCGAGUCCUGGCUAAGAAACAAAAGCAAAAUCGCCCCAUUCCACAGUGGAUUCAGAUGAGAACUGGCAAUAAAAUCAUGUACAACUCCAAGAGGAGACACUGGAGACGAACCAAACUGGGUCUAUAA